AUGUGUUCACAGGAAACCAGUCAUAACGUAAACAAGAACCCCAGACUCUUUGAAAUGGAGCAACAACUUAGGAAUGUUGAAAGUGCGUUGAAAGGUGCUGGCAGCAAAAAAUCAACAAUUUCUAAUGACAUCACAUCACUGAAAAGAUCAAAAUCUGUUACCUACGUUCCUGAAGAUGAAGACAGCCUCAACAACUAUGCUGACAACAACCAGAGUCACAACAUUUAUUUGGAAACAGACUUGGACAGAAACAUAACUGAAAACAUAUCUACGAUUAAUGAUUCCGACAGACACAAGGGCAACGUCGUUAACAACAACAACGACAACCUCACUAACCAUAACAACAUUAACAGCAACAUUACUGACGACAUCAGUAACAACAUCAAUAACAACAGCAGUGACCUCGUCAACAAAAACUUCGUCACCAACCAUCCAAGACCGAGUAGACUUUCGGCUUUUGAGAGUUUGAAAAUUAAAAUUCCUGAAAAAAGACAGCAACAGACCAUGAAUGCAAAUCAUGCAAGCCAGUCGAAGAAUUACAACGAACAACAGUACAACAUCGCAAGUGAUCGAAACGUUCGCACCAACGACAACCUAAUAAGCAAGAGUUACGACAUGAACCACAACUUUGAAAGCACUAACACGAGUAGAUCCGUGCUACCUUACAACAAUAACAACGUUAACGGCAUCAAGGGUGGUGGCGCUGAACCUCCCGCAUCUUCCUCCCACAUUCAAACUCGAGCAAGCUACAUUCAGAAAGUUCAUACAGUGGGCCACCACUCGCCCGAACUCGGCGCAGAGUUUGACGAGAACACGAUCACGAAGGCUGUGUUGAGGCCACCACCACAGGUAGACAUCCCGCAGCGCUACAUCCCAGAUCCAGAGGACCUCAACAACAUCAAGAACAAUUUGAAUCCAGUUCAAAAUUAUUUCAAACAGCAAAAGGUUGAACAAAUGAAAAAACUUCUGGCAGCUCAGAGCUUACAGGAAUUCAACUUGAACGAGUUGGCAGCAACAAAUGGCGAGGAUGUGAACGAGAGGAUCAGGCUGGAGUUGAAGGAGAGAGAGGACAUCCUAGACAUGAAGAUGAGCCUGGCAAAACAAGUCACCGAGAAGAGCAGACACUUGGCAGGAUUAAAUGUGGCCAACGUCUUUAAAACAAUCGGCGGGAAAUCGUCUGACGUUGGCAUUCAGAGCACAUUUUCAUUAAGUUUUCUAGAGCUUCGCUGA
Messenger RNA from Helobdella robusta, 1230 nucleotides. RefSeq lists its product as hypothetical. The record is from RefSeq and is a predicted model, not a curated record. The transcript has 8 exons. NCBI's taxonomy places the organism in Eukaryota, Metazoa, Annelida, Clitellata, Rhynchobdellida, Glossiphoniidae. The coding region runs from base 1 to 1230 and encodes 409 amino acids.